GCCCCUUCCUCCGCGGCCCCAGUGCAGCCGCUGCCGCCGCCGCCCGCUUUCCGCCGCGUCCCCGCUGGAGCCGCCCCGGUCCGUCCCGUUCCCCCCUCACCCCGCCCCGAUCCCUUCCAUCCCCUGCGAGCAGCGGCCGGGCCCAGCGGGGAGAUGAACACGGUGCUGUCCCGGGCCAACUCCCUCUUCGCCUUCUGCCUGAGCGUGAUGGCGGCCCUCACCUUCGGCUGCUUCAUCACCACCGCCUUCAAGGAGCGGAGCGUGCCCGUCCGCAUCGCCGUCUCUCGGGUCACGCUAAAAAAUGUAGAAGACUUCACUGGACCUAGAGAAAGAAGUGACCUGGGAUUCGUCACGUUUGACAUCACUGCAGAUCUGCAGAGUAUAUUUGACUGGAACGUUAAACAAUUGUUUCUAUAUUUGUCUGCAGAAUAUUCAACGAAAAACAAUGCUCUAAACCAGGUGGUGCUUUGGGACAAGAUCAUGUUGAGAGGAGAUAACCCUCGGCUGCUCUUAAAAGACAUGAAGUCAAAGUACUUCUUCUUUGAUGAUGGAAACGGUCUCAAGGGAAACAGGAACGUGACUCUGACUCUCUCCUGGAAUGUUGUACCAAAUGCUGGGAUUCUACCUCUUGUAACAGGAUCAGGACAUGUGUCUGUACCUUUCCCAGAUACCUACGAAACAACAAAAAGUUAUUAAAUUAUAAUGCUGAACCCUAAGCAAGAUAUUUUUAUACUUGUAUAUUGUGAAUAAAUUUUAUUGCGGUUUCUUCUCACGUCCCAUGCAACCCUUCAGAGAAAGGUACUUGAUUUCCUCAGGUCUAAAGGCAUAGGAAAAGGAAAUGAAAGUUCAGGGUUUGUUUUUGGUUUUGCUUUUUUUGUUUUGUUUUAAAAUACAAUGUUGAAGCUGAAACUUAAGGGAAAGGUAAAUUGCAGAGUAACGGUUUUGGGGGGGGGGAACUGAGGAAUUUUAUUUUUUUCUUUUGUUCUCCUGGCCAUCUGGGUAUAGAUCUCCAUUUCUUUUAAAUAAACAUUUUUAAACCAGAA
This is a messenger RNA of Calidris pugnax (ruff), 1043 nucleotides long. RefSeq names its product signal peptidase complex subunit 3 (gene SPCS3). Bases 154 to 696 code for a protein of 180 amino acids. Lineage: Eukaryota; Metazoa; Chordata; Aves; Charadriiformes; Scolopacidae. Gene Ontology annotation, biological process: protein targeting to ER. Gene Ontology annotation, cellular component: membrane; signal peptidase complex. The record is from RefSeq and is a predicted model, not a curated record. The transcript has 5 exons.